Molecule: messenger RNA, 5922 nt
Organism: Hemicordylus capensis (graceful crag lizard)
Lineage: Eukaryota; Metazoa; Chordata; Lepidosauria; Squamata; Cordylidae
Gene: BLTP3B
Product: bridge-like lipid transfer protein family member 3B
Exons: 21
Coding region: 201-4565 (1454 amino acids)
Source: RefSeq, a predicted model, not a curated record
GCCGCCCUCGGCCCCGCCCCGUCCGUCAGCUGGCUCUGCUGCAAUCAAGAUGGCGGCGGGGCCGAGGAGAGGGUGAGCGGGGGCAGCUCCGCUCCCUAGGACAGGUCAGGACCGAGGCGGCGCCGCGCCAUGGGUCGUCGUGCGCUGAGUCCCACUUGUCUUUCCUGAAGGUGUGAGUGGCGAGCUGCGACGCGCGGGCCAUGGCGGGCAUCAUCAAAAAGCAGAUCCUCAAGCACCUUUCCAGGUUCACUAAAAACCUGUCACCUGACAAAAUUAACUUGAGCACAUUGAAAGGUGAAGGUCAGCUAACCAACUUAGAGCUUGAUGAAGAAGUGCUUCAGAAUAUGCUAGAUCUUCCCACAUGGCUUGCCAUCAACAAGGUCUUUUGCAAUAAAGCAUCUAUUAGGAUACCAUGGACAAAAUUGAAAACACACCCAAUCUGUUUGUCCCUGGAUAAAGUAAUAAUGGAAAUGAGUACAUGUGAAGAACCACGUCCCCCAAAUGGACCAUCGCCUAUAGCAACUGCAUCAGGGCAAAGUGAAUAUGGCUUUGCUGAAAAGGUUGUAGAAGGAAUAUCUGUUUCUGUAAACUCCAUUAUAAUAAGAAUUGGAGCAAAAGCUUUCAAUGCUUCAUUUGAACUAUCACAGUUGAGAAUAUAUAGUGUAAAUGCAAACUGGGAGCAUGGUGAUUUACGAUUUACUCGGAUACAAGAAUCUCAGCGUGGAGAGGUGUUAACGUUCAAAGAAAUAAACUGGCAGAUGAUCAGAAUAGAAGCAGAUGCAAUCCAAAGUUCUCAGCAUGAAUUCAUGAGUGCUCCAGUUCGCCUGAUAACUAACCAGUCGAAAAUCAGGGUCACUCUUAAAAGAAGGUUGAAAGAUUGCAAUGUGGUGGCAUCUAAACUGAUUCUGAUUCUGGAUGACUUGCUAUGGGUUUUGACUGAUUCCCAGUUGAAAGCAAUGGUACAGUAUGCCAAAUCUCUUAGUGAAGCAAUAGAAAAAUCAGAUGAACAGAGAAAAAGUCUAGCUUCUGAACCUACACAGAGUUCCAUUCCUGCACCCAGUUCUCAGCAGGUGAAAACACAGCAGUCCUCCACUGUUACUGAUCAAAAUGAUGCAAUUGUGAAACUAUUCAAUGAUUUUGAUGUUAAGGAAACGUCUUACCAUCUAGUAAUCUCUCAUCUGGACCUGCAUAUAUGUGAUGAUAUUCAUGCUAAGGAAAAGGAUGCAAACAGGCGUAUUUCAGGGGGUGCUAUGCAAUUGUCCUUUAGUCAAUUAACUGUAGACUACUACCCUUUUCACAAAGCAGGUGACAGUUGCAGCCACUGGAUGCAUUAUAGUGAUGCUACCAAAGCCAGAAGUGGAUGGGCAGAUGAAUUAUUGCAGGAGUUCAAAAGCAAUGUUGAAUUGCUUAAGCAGGCUGUGAAGGCUCACAAUGUAGAUUCUCCUACUAAAUCCCCACCUCAUGGAUCUCCACAGCACAUACAAACAGGCAAGGAACAGAUGCCUAAAGGAAUCUCUAAGCCUUCCUCUGUGUCAUCUCAGCAACCAAAGGGUAAACUGAUGUCCAGCCCUGUUGUGGUUAGACUUGCAGAUUUUAACAUUUAUCAGGUCUCUACUGCAGACCAAUAUCGUCGUUCACCAAAAACUCUUAUUUCUUGCAAUAAAAAGUCUCUUUACCUUCCGUCAGAAAUGCCAGCCAUUCAUAUUGAAUUUACUGAAUACUACUAUCCAGAUGGAAAAGAUUUUCCUAUUCCAAGCCCAAACCUUUAUGUUCAGCUAAAUGCUCUGCAGUUAACUCUUGAUGAGAGGAGUAUUCUUUGGCUAAACCAGUUUGUGCUGGACUUAAAACAGAGCCUCAAUCAGUUCAUGGCGAUGUACAAGUUAAAUGACAAUUCAAAGUCUGAAGAGCAUGUUGAUGUUCGAGUUGAUGGGUUAAUGAUAAAGUUUAUCAUUCCAUCUGAAAGGAAACAAAACCAUAAAGAUGAACCACGUGCAAUUUCCAUUCAGAGUUCUGAAAUGGUUGCUACAAACACUAGGCACUCGGCAAACUGCAGACACUCUGAUCUGGAAUCUGUAUUCCAAAACUUCAAAGACACUGAAUUUUUCAGCAGAACUUUCACAGGCUUUCCAAAAUCCCCGGAGUGCUUCAAUCUUCUGCAUCCAAUCUUCCAGAGACAUGCUCAUGAACAAGACACUAAGAUGCACGAUGUCUAUAAAGGUUUUGUCAUCCCUAAACUGACUAAAUGUGCACUUAAAACGUCUGCUGCUUCUGAUAUCUGGGCAGUGCAUUUUUCCCAAUUUUGGAUAGACUAUGAAGGAAUGAAGAGUGGGAAAGGACGACCAAUAAGCUUUGUGGACUCAUUCCCGCUUUCCCUUUGGGUUUGUCAACCCACAAAAUUUGAACAGUCACACAGAGAGUCCUCUUUCUAUAAUCAGAAACCUCUUAACAUACAAAAAAGUGACUCUAUUGAUCUUGCUAGCCGACUGCAGCGCAAACAACGUCUGAAGGAGUAUUAUAGUACUGAGACAGAACCCUUGACCAAUGGUAUUGAAAACCUAUGCACUACUGGCUGCACUUUGGGAUCCCAGUCUGCACCUGCUUCCUCUGAUGCAGAUGUUCACAUUCUUGUCCACAUCCAAAAACAUGUGAGCAUGCAGAUCAAUCACUACCAGUACCUUUUCUUACUCUACCUCCAAGAAUCUCUUGUGUUGCUCCUGGAUAACCUGAGGAAAGAUAUAGAGUCUGUGACAGGGAACCCUGCAAGGCAGGAAAAUGUCUGCAUUGGGAUCUUGCUGAAAAGUGCAGACGUAGCUCUGUUGCUCCAUCCACUGCUGCAGGAAAGCACCUGCAAAUCUCCUGUUUUGGAGGAAGGGAGUCCAAUGGCAUCAGAACUCUCGCCUUCGGAGAAUGGAGAAACUUGUACAUCCGAAAGCAAGCUAGCUGCUGCAGCUGAAACUGCACAGAUGAGCAGCUUGGAGAUGAAUAAUAUAGUUGACUGUAGGUCUACGAGUGCUGAUCACAGCAAAGCCAUUCUCAUAGACCCCCUUUUCAAAUCGGAUAGUGGCAUGGAUUUGCGAAGGGGAAGUUCUUUCUCUGAUGAUGCAUCAGAAAAAUAUUUGGGGAGAAUACAUGAAGAAAGUAGUAGUGGACUCUUCAGUCGAAGUGAUUCGGAGGAAAUUUGUGAGUCACUAAGUGACAAGAGCAAUGCAUAUUCUAGGGAUUUUGUUAAUGUUUUGGGUUGCAGAGAAGAUUCUGUUGAGUUUUUGAUGGAUAAGGAGGAUGACAAAAAUGUCUGUUCAAAUAAGGAAAGCGGAGCAGAAGGAUCACCUCUUAAAGUAACGGAGUUAGAAUCUGAUGCUGCUUGGCAGUCUGAAGAGCUUGACAAUGACAAAGAAAAGAUGGCCACAGCUAAAAUGCUUGCUUUUCAGCAUUCAUUAAGUGGAAAGCCUAAGGAACGCUGCCAGUCCAACCUCCCUGCAUUCUCUGUUUCUUAUAAGAACAUGAAGAAAAGUCCAUCACAAGCCUCUUUGGAUACCAUUUCUAUUGAUAGCAUGUUGCUGGAGGAACAGUAUUUGGAGAGUGAUGGAAGUGAUAGUCACAGCUUUUUGGAGAAAGCGUUCUCAUCGAUUAAGCCAGUGGAAAACGCCCCUGAAGAAGGAACAGUGAUUGAGAAUUAUGGUGGAUCAUCUCCAGAUGUCCUUAGUGCAGCUUCAGAAAGUGCUCAAGAUACUGUUGAAGAAAUGAUGUCUGUCGUGGUUUUUAAAAUAUUUGGUGUUAAUGGUGAAAUUGACAUCAAAGGUGAAGACACAGAAGUGUGCCUUCAGGUGAAUCGAGUCGUACCAAAUCAAUUAGGCAACAUCAGUGUCCGGCAUUACCUUUCCAACCGAACAGCAGGUUCGGAUCCUAAAUCUGUGAUAGGGUCAGUAAAGUCAACUCCUGAAAUACAACUGAGAUGGGAAAGUGGACCCAGUGCUGCAAUACAUUCGGUGUUAUCUGAAAAAAAUGGGUUUCUGCAAUGUCAUGUGGAAGAUUUGAGUGCUGAUUUCCUAACUUCUUCACUCAUGAACAUUCAGCGUUUCUUGGAAGAUGAAAUGAUUUCAGAAGUGAUGCCUAUGAAGAUAAAAGUUUCUAAUACAAGGAUCAACUUAAAAGAUGACAGCCCACGUGACAGUCUUACUGCUUCUGAAUCAGCCCCAAUAGCACUCUCUAUUGAUCUCCUUAUGAUAGAGAGGAAAGAUGAUGGUUCUUUUUGCAUCAGAGAUAACAUAACACUUAGUAAUGAUGUAUCAAAAGCUAAAACAAGUAAUGAUACAGGGGAUCAAGCUGCUGAAAUUGGUGCGCACAAAAACCAGACUUGUGUAUCAAAGGCCACCCAAACAUCUCCAGAAAUCAGCAGGUCUUCUAAAGCUUUUAGGACUUCUUCAGUCAAAGAACAGCUGAUUGAAGAAAAUGAAUGUCUUAAACAGGAAUUAGCCAAAGCUAAGAUGGCACUUGCUGAAGCUCAUUUGGAAAAGGACACGCUCCUUCACCAUAUAAAAAGGAUGAGUACUGAAAAUAAACGGUAGCAGAUUCCAUAUAUCAUACUCGAGCAAGAAGGGAUGCAUUGUGGACUACUGCUUAUGAACAGCAGGAGACUAUUUUUUUUUUAAUUUUUGGAACCUGAGCCUGGAACAAAAUUUCUGUGGAACACACACUUUGGUGAAUAUCUACAAAGGGAUUAGGAUUUCAACUGUUUCUCUUUAGCUUGGAUUAAGCUGCAGUAAUGCAGGGGAAAUCAACUUCUAUUAUACAUCUACUAAUUUGUUUAAUAGGAAAUAUCCUUCAUUUCACAAAUAUGUAAGGCAAUGUUGUCUGGAAACAAUUUGUAGAAAUAGGAAUGUAUAAUGCAGGAAAAAGAUUCUGGCAUGAGUAAAUGCAUAAAAUGUAUCAUAUGUCACUGAUAGAAUAUCUUCAUUUUUGAAGAUAAAAACGUUAGAAGAAAAGGAGAUUCAAGGGAGACUACAGUUGGGACAUAAAAUGGUCUAGCAUUGCUACUAAAACCUGAUGAAACCAGCCAGACUAGCCCUAAGGUCAGCAGAACAAGCCUGGGGAUGAGUACCCCACUUCCUGGCCAAAUUGUGUCAGUACUGUGAAGCCAUUCAUAGCAUAGUAUGGGAAAGACAUGACUGCAGAAAGUGGGGGAAACUCUCUAGCUCUGCAGGAAUCCUGCUGAUGCUUGCUUCCUUUUUGUCUACUCCCUUUGAUGGUUGCACAGUGAAGUUAUUAGAGCGUUGUCUGGAAAGCUAAGCAGUUGGAUUGUCACCAAGUCUGAGGGACUGACUUGUACAAGAUUAUUAUUAGAGUCGUCUUUGCAAUGUUGACCACUGGUAAUUUCUAGGCACAUUCUUUCACUCAUUGAACCUCAGCUGCUUUUAAUAUGAUACCCCAUGAAAUUUAAAUCUGUAGGUGUUCAAUUUUUUGUAAAAAGUGUAAUCUAAAUGUAUAUUAAUGUGCUUGGAAAGAAAAAUUUAAUAAUUGUUAAUUGCCCCGUUGAACUUGUGAAAUUCCAUAAAAAAUGUAAAGCUACAUUUUAAACCAUGGGUUACUUGUAAAAACUUAAAUUCUAAUUUUCAACUGAGAACUGCAACAAAUGUAUAAAUAAAAGGCAUGUACUUGUGCAAGAGGUUUUAAGGACUUCUUAAAAUAAUGAGCAAAACCAAACAGUUGAGAUAAAUUUGUUUUGGACAGAAGUAUGUAUUUGAAUAAUUUAGCCAAUGACUUUUAAUUGAAGACAUUUUAUCUGGUUCUAUAAUUUUUGUGCCUGCAUUGUAGAAUAUUUUAGGGAAAGAGAGAAUCCUGCUACUCCGAAUUCUGUGAUUGGGGGUUUAGCUGCUUGGGAAACUAAGGGACUGAUUUAAUUAAAAGUGUGUUUUUCUUCUCUGA